AUGCCUCGGUUUCAAAAUGAGGUUGCAGCCGUCCUAGGCGCGUCUGCCCUCUGCAGUAUCGUCGUCUUUUGGGCUGCACGUCCUCGGGAGGGCAAAAUUCAGCUGCCCGUCCACUCCGGCGACGAUGGUUCUCCAGAUCCGUUCGACGUGUCCCAGCCGGUCGAUUUUAUAGACGGGAUACCCAUUAAUGAGAAGAAGUUUUGGGAAAAGAUGAGGAGGAGGAAAAUCGUUCUGUCGUUCCUGUUUGCUGCCAUCGUUAUCUUGAAAACUAUUUGCUUUGGCUGGGCCAUCGUUGAGGACGAACUUUCGAAUGUGGCCAGCUAUGCUAUCCACGUGUUUUUCUCUCUUUAUGUUCUUGCAAUUGCCGUCCGGUCUGUCAAUCAGGACGCUCCCGGUUCUCAUUCAGAGUCGAUCCUCCAUCUGACAACACUAACGACACUAGCUGCCAUUUUGCUUGGUAUUUCUAUUCUUCUCCCAACAAACCCCCCUCCUGUGGCGACUUCUGUGGAUUCAAGCGAAGUCUUCACGUGGAUGUGGAUUUUUGUUUUCAUCAUCUACACAAUUACCUGCCUUCUAUCUGUCACUAUGCCACGAGGACCACAGCUACACUACGAGCCCAAAGAUAUCUAUUCCGCGAAAGAGGCAUCUGCAAGAACCAACAAAGACGAAGUAAACGUAACUGGAGUGACAGGCAAGUCGUCACCCUGGGAAACGCUAUUUUUCUCGUACUCAACCAAAGUCGUCAUGCUUGGUAAUACUGCUACCAGUUUAGAGAUAAGCGACCUUCCCAUUGUGCCCGUGGGCCUCCGUGCGACAUUCAACUACACGAGAAUGAAGCACGCCGUUCGGACAAUAAACUGGAAAAUCGGCUCAUGGAGACCUAAACCUGGUUCGGGGUGGAAUCUCGGAUAUCGACUUGUUAGGUUGAAUUUGAUGGCGCUAUUUGUGCAAUUCUUGCUUGCGUCUGUCAGUGCAUGUGUAUAUUACGUACCCCCGUAUUUCUUGAAGCAGCUCGUUUCAUAUCUCGAAGUCGACCACGAGCGCAGAGAUACGAGGUGGGGUUGGGUGUACGUAGUAGGCUUGUUUGGAUCCAACGCUACUUCUUAUCUGCUCACUGGUCAACUCUGGUCACUUUCCACGACGGUCUUGCAAGUCCGAUUCAAGAUUCAACUAAAUACUAUUCUGUUUGCCAAAACACUCGUUCGCAAAGACGUAGCAUCCAGCGCGCCCCCACCGUCCAACGGAAGCACGAAAAGCGACGGCUCUGAUGACAAAAAGGAUGAUGAGGACGACUUUUCUAGCAAGGCGCAGAUCAUGACUCUUAUGACUACCGAUGUCGACAGGCUCAGUGAGUUUGCAUGGCAUAUGUUUACUCUGAUUGACUCCCCAAUUGAGAUCAUCAUUGGCACUCUAUUUCUAUAUAAACUUCUUGGGGUUUCUUGUUUCUUUGGCUUGGCGGUGACAUGCUUAUUCCUACCAAUGAACCACUUCGCGGGAAGCGUGGUCGUCGGUGCCCAGGAUAACCUCAUGAAAGCUCGGGAUGAAAGGAUAUCUCUUAUGAAUGAAAUCCUCGGUGCAAUCCGCAUGCUGAAGUUCAUGGCCUGGGAGCGCAGUUUUGAAGCGCGAGUCCUCCAAAUCCGAGAAAAGGAGCUGAAAUACCAAAAGCUCAACUACACUAUUGAGACGUUGUGGAAUGCCAUUUGGAAUGCUUCGCCCAUACUGGUCACCUUGGUAUCGUUCUGGCAUUUUACUGUCAUUCGAAAGCAGGACUUGACGCCCUCUAUCGCUUUCACAUCCGUGAUGUUCAACGAAUUGAAAUUCGCUCUCAACGCGCUCCCCGAGACGUUCAUCAAUAUGCUCCAAAGUUUGGUGUCGAUGCGCAGGAUUGAAAAGUAUCUAAACGCUAACGAAGUCUCUCCCGUCGCACCCGUUGAGCAGCAGUCCCAAACGAUUGCCCUUCAGUCUUGCACUGUUACAUGGCCACAGGACCGCAUAGCUGCGAGCAAAACACCCUCCGUUGCAUCUACACCACGUCACAAGUUCAUACUUGUUGACUUGUCGCUCCGUUUCCCGCCAGGGGAACUGUCCUUGAUAUGCGGUAAGUUAGGAUCGGGAAAGACACUACUUCUUCACGCACUGCUAGGAGAGGCGGACGUACUUGCAGGGCAAAUGCUUUGUCCGCGUUCACCCCCUGAUGCCAUAGCGUCCUUCAAAAUAAUCUUACCCAGAGAAGAAUGGGUUGUCCAAGGAAUCUGCGCAUAUGUCCCGCAGGCUGCCUGGCUCCGUAACGCAUCGAUUAAAGACAACAUUCUUUUCAAUCUGCCAUUUGAUGCUGAGCGUUACCGAAAAACAUUGGAGGUUUGUGCUCUUACGACGGAUCUUGAGAUCUUGGAGGAUGGAGAUGAAGCAGAGAUCGGAGAACGUGGCGUGAACCUAUCGGGAGGCCAAAAAGCUCGGGUGUCUCUUGCGCGCGCGGUUUACUCCCGUGCUUCUAUCUUACUUCUAGAUGAUGUUCUGUCUGCGGUUGACGCACAUACAGCCCAUCAUCUGUAUCAUGAAUGCUUGAAGGGCGAACUUAUGAAAGGGAGGACGGUGAUCCUGGUCUCUCAUCACGUUCAGCUUUGCGCUGAAGGGGCUGGAUACAUUGUAGCGCUCGACAAUGGGCGCAUUCAGUUUGAAGGGUCCCGUGAAGACUUCCAAAAGUCCGGGGUCAUACGCAGCUUAGUACAGUCUGGCUUCGUUGACGACAAAGCUGGUGCAGCAGAUGACAAAGAGGAGGAAGCAAUCGAGGCUGGCUUUGGUUCCGGCGAUGAGUCCGAAUCCAGCACAACCGUAGCACCUGCGUCUGAAGUGACAGAUACGAAAACAGACAGUAAGAAGCCCCCGCGCAAGCUUGUUGAGGAAGAGAAACGCGCCGUUGGAAGGAUUGGAAAGGAUAUAUGGCUUACUUACAUAAAUGCGUGCGGGUCCUCUAUCUACUGGUCUGUAUUCUUGGGGGUUUUCAUUUUGGCCGCCUUGAGUCCGGUUGCAGAAAAUGGGUGGCUGAAGUAUUGGUCGCAUGCAGUCCUCGAAGCGGAUGGCACAAAAGGUCCAGUGUACUACGUCACUAUGUAUGCAAUCAUUACAGCCCUGGGUCUGAUUAUUACAACCCUUCGGUGGUUUGUUCUUUACAAGGGGUCGAUUCAUGCAUCUGUGGUCUUGUAUCAAAGACUUUUGGAAACCGUUCUCUUUGCCAAUAUUAGAUUCCACGAUACUGUUUCCCGUGGGCGCCUGUUGAAUAGAUUUGGUAAAGACUUCGAAGGCAUCGAUAGUAGUCUGUCAGACAAUUUCGGAAGGACCACCAUGUUUGCAAUGUCGUCUUUGACGACGUUAGUCACAGUCAGCAUUGUAGGAGGCCUACCUUUCAUCACCGCUGCCUUCUUCCUCGCUAUCAUAUACUACAACGUUGCCAAAGUUUACGGUCAAACGUCUCGUGAUAUGCGCCGUCUUGAUUCCGUGACGCGCUCACCGUUAUAUUCAAUUUACGGUGAGACCAUAGCAGGAGUGUCAAUUAUUCGAGCUUUUGGUGCAUCGUCAAAGUUCUUGCGGGAUAUGCUUCGUUGCGUUGAUACUAAUUGUAACCCUUAUUACUGGAUGUGGGGAGUGAACCGGUGGCUUUCCAUUCGGUUUAAUUUACUUUCAUGUGCAAUCACUGGUGUCACUGCUGCGGUGACCGUUUUGACUCCCCGAAUCGAUGCAUCUUUAGCCGGAUUUGUUCUUGCUUUUGCUAGUUCUAUUACGAACGAUCUGCUGUUCAUGGUUCGUCGUUUUGUCGGUUUGGAGCAAUCGAUGGUGGCAUUAGAAAGAGUGAAAGAAUACUCAGAGCUCGUUCGCGAGCCUCCUGAAUUCAUCGAACCAAGGCCUCCUCUGUCAUGGCCAUCUCAUGGGGCCAUCAAGUGCGAGGAUCUUGUUAUUCGAUAUGCGCCGGACCUGCCUAACGUUCUUCAUAACCUCAACUUUGAAAUCCAGCCCGGUGAAAAGGUUGGCAUUCUGGGAAGGACCGGUUCUGGGAAGAGCACCCUCGCGCUCUCUUUCUUCCGGUUUGUGGAGCCGACGGAGGGUCGUAUCUUGGUUGAUGGUCUCGACAUCGCUUCGAUUGGCCUUACCGAUCUACGAAGUAAAAUUACUAUCAUACCCCAGGAUCCCACGAUUCUCAGUGGUACUGUAAGAUCUACGUUGGACGUCUUCGAGGAAUAUCAGGAUGCUGAAAUAUUUGAGGCUUUGCGACGAGUACACUUGAUUCCUGCCGACAGUUCUGCUGAAGAUGACGAUGUCAUAAAUGCCAAUAUGUUCCGCAAUCUUGAUUCGCCUGUUUCAGAGGGAGGCGAUAACUUUUCUACCGGAGAAAAGCAAUUGUUGUGCAUGGCUCGAGCCAUCCUCAAAAGGUCAAAAGUCUUAGUUAUGGACGAGGCAACAGCCAGUGUGGAUUACGCGACAGACGAACUGAUCGGGAAGACCAUUCGACAAGAAUUUUCUGAGAGCACAAUACUGACUAUCGCUCAUCGACUCAGAACCGUUAUUGAUUAUGAUAGGGUCAUGCUUUUGGACCAGGGUCGUAUAGUGGAGUUCGACACACCCAAGGUUCUUUUGAGUGAUCCAGCCUCAAAAUUCCACGCGCUUUGCAAAGCAACAGGCAAAGAGGAGUUUUCCGUCCUAAAGAAGAUGGCUGGGGUAUGA
Molecule: messenger RNA, 4716 nt
Organism: Desarmillaria tabescens
Lineage: Eukaryota; Fungi; Basidiomycota; Agaricomycetes; Agaricales; Physalacriaceae
Product: multidrug resistance-associated ABC transporter
Exons: 39
Coding region: 1-4716 (1571 amino acids)
Biological process (GO): transmembrane transport
Cellular component (GO): fungal-type vacuole membrane
Molecular function (GO): ABC-type transporter activity; ATP hydrolysis activity; ATP binding
Source: RefSeq, a predicted model, not a curated record